This is a messenger RNA of Paramecium sonneborni, 2025 nucleotides long. Lineage: Eukaryota; Ciliophora; Oligohymenophorea; Peniculida; Parameciidae. The record is from the annotation of a GenBank genome assembly.
AUGUUAGAUUUUUCAGAUGACUCCUACUCUUUUUAAAUUUAACCUGUUAAUUAAAGAAAGAAGAAUAUUAAACUAUUAGUUAAGUUGAUGAAACAUCAUAAAGUUGCUAAAUUAAAUCAAUCUAUUACACUUGAUAGAAAUUUAGAUUAACUCUAUGAAAAUUAUAGGAAUAUUAAUUCAUAGGCUGAAGAAAUUAUAGAAGUAUAAUAAAUUUUAAGUGCUGUCUAUAAUAAAGGUCAUAUUAGUAGAUAAAUACCAAGAGAAAGGAAAUUAAAAUUUUUGUAAAAAGUAAAUCAUGAAAGAAAAAGAAUCGAGGAUGUUAUAGAAGAAAGUGAAGAUGAUGAAGUAGAGGUAAAUAAAAAAAUAAAAAAUGAAAUAAAACAGAAAUUACUUUAUUUAAUAAUUAAUAAGGUACCAUUACCAUUUAUUUUAAAUUUUAUUGAAUUUUAGUAAAAAAGAGAAUAAUUAGUAAAAUUGAAAAUUAGAUGUGAAGACUCAUUAUUAGAUUCAUUAAAUUUUACAUUAAUUAAAGAUCAUAGAAAUGAAGAAGAAUUAAAUUAAAAUCUAAAAUGCAUAGAGAUUAUUAAAAUGAAAGAACUAUUAUAGAUGAGUUUAGAAUAAUUAGAAAAGAGUAAAGAAAAUAUAUUAACUGAAUUAAAUGAAAUGUUUCUUGAUUUAAAAUCAUGUAAAACUUAGUUGAUGAAAAAAUUAGAGUUUUUUUAGUAGAAUGAUGAUAGUUUAGACCCAUAAAUAAAUAAAUUAUUAGAAAUAAUAAGGAAUCUUAUUGGUUAUUGUAAAUCAAAAUCAUCUUUAAAUGGUUAAUUUGAUAAAUCUGUAUUAAUGCCUAGAAAAAAUGGUUUAAGAUGGUUAUAAAAGAUAAUUAUGUUAAAUUGUUGGGUUUCAUAGAUAUCCUUUCCAGAGAUAUUAAUAUACAUAUAAAUGAAAGGAGAUUUAGAUAAGAAUAAAGCAAAUCCAAAGAGAUAAUGUGUGAUACAAUUAUCGAAAAAGCUUGAUUUUCUAAGGAAAAUAUAUAAUAUUCCAGAAGUUCGAAAGAAAUGUUGGGAUCAAAAAGUAGUUUUAAUGGAUUAAACUAAAAGAACACCUAGUUAUAUUUUAUAAGAAUAUAACUUACACUUACAUCAAUUACAUAAAAGUUUAUUUUAUGAUAAAUUGUAUUUGGACAAUAUGUAAGAUUAUGUUUUAGAAUCAUAAUUACGUAUGUUAGUAUAAAGAUUUUAAUAAUAAAAAUACUAAAUUUUUGAAGCAUAUCAAGAUUUGAGAUGUCAAAUUAAUAUGAUUCCAAUAAAUAUUCUAUAUAAAGAUUAUUUGGAAUGGUAUAAAUAUGAUAUUGAAUAACUAUCAAGAUUUGACUAUAUAAAACAUGCAAAAGAUGUAAUUGUAGUUUGUCUUAUUAAACAUUUAGGAAUGCUUUUAAGAAAGGAGAAUAUUUUUAAGAAAGAAUCAGAAAUUAUUAAAUUGCAUUUUGAUAAUAGAUUUUCUUAUUCAAUUUAUUAUAAAGAUAAAGAUAAAGGAGACAUUUAUUAAUGUAAUAAAUACUUUUAUAUUAAAAUAUUGCUUUGUGAUUUUAUUGCAAUGGAUUAGCCAUUUCCAAAUUUAUUUCGUUUCUUAACUUUAAGACUUGAAAAAGUUGAAUCAAUUAAUUAAGAAGAGAUUUUGGCUUAACUUUUGAGUGAAAAAUAUGUAAGGAAUUAUUUAUUAACAAAAUAUAAUUUAAAAAUUGGAGUUGAAUAAACAGGCAAUCGAAUAAUAAUUACAAGUAUUCCAUUAUCUUUUGAUGAUAUUACAAGAGAAUUAUAUUAUAUACCAUGGGAAUAUGUAGUAACCUCUUCUUUAUCAAUAAUAUACCGUUAUAGAAAUUAUUUAAAGAAUGAAAUAUAAUAGAUGAUUUCAAGUAGAGAAUUUUAAGACUAUAGAUCAAAUUUGAAGGCAGAUUCAAAACUUUAUUUCUAAUAAUCAGAAAUUAUAACUAAAUUGGAAAAUACUUAGAAAGACCUUAAAAAAUGA